AUGUUCAGUAAAAUUGUAGCUUUUGGAGCCAUCCUGGCCGUAGCCAACGCCGGCUACUACGCUUACGGACCAGCUGUAUCUUCUCAAAGCAUUGUCCGUCAUGAUGAAGCUUUAGGACACCUGGCUGCUCCAGCAUAUGCCGUGCCUUUGGCUUAUGCCGCACCUUUAGCAUAUGCUGCCCCUGUGGCCUAUGCUGGAUCUUACGAAGGACACGAUGAACAUGCCUAUCCAAAAUACGACUUCGCGUACUCCGUGGCUGACCCUCACACCGGAGAUCACAAGUCCCAGCACGAGAGCCGCGACGGUGAUGCAGUCCAUGGUUCCUACAGCCUUGUGCAACCCGAUGGCGUUCUAAGAGAGGUCCACUACACUGCUGAUGACCACAACGGUUUCAACGCCGACGUCCACUACUCCGGCCCUUCCUACCACGCCCAGCCAGCCUACCAUCAUUACUGA
Messenger RNA from Pieris macdunnoughi, 456 nucleotides. NCBI's taxonomy places the organism in Eukaryota, Metazoa, Arthropoda, Insecta, Lepidoptera, Pieridae. The record is from the annotation of a GenBank genome assembly.